AUGCCGCACCACCGCCGUCGCCGCUUGCCCUGGGCUUCGGCUGCGGCGCCGCCUGAGGUGCUCGACGGAACGCGUCUCAGUGAGCCCUGUGGGGAUCAGGCUAGGUGCUCCACCGCCGCACCAGAGGCGAUGCGCGUCGACGUUCACCAGCUUGACGCCGCGAGCGUCGGCGCGCGCGUGGGGCGCUCGGUGAGGCGACUUCCUCGGCCGCCUACGCCCCCCUACGAGCGUGCCGCGGCCGCUGGGUCUUGUUCCAUUCCUGAGAAACACUGGCUUAAUGCGUAUUCUGAAAUGCCUCAUCCUAGCCCGGGGUCCACAAUAAUACCUGACUUAGUUCCUUGGACGUUGACUUUCGUGUCCACGUUUGCGGCAGAGGACAACCUAUAUGCCAGCGGCCAGCCAGAUAGCCGAGGUUUCAUAAGCAUUGACUGUGGCAUCCCAGAAAACUCUUCGUACCAAGAUCUCACCUCAAGCAUAAUAUAUGUCUCUGACCAUGGUUUCAUCAGCUCGGGAGAAAACCGCAACAUCUCCUCAGAUUACAUCAGCCCAUCACUAGCACAGCGCUAUUAUAAUGUCCGCUUCUUUCUAGAUGGCACGCGGAAUUGCUACACCUUGAGAUCCUUGGUUGCCGGAAACAAGUAUUUUGUUCGUGCAGCGUUCUAUUAUGCAAAUUAUGAUGGCCUGAACAAGCUUCCUGUUUUUGAUCUAUACAUGGGGGCAACUUAUUGGCAUGAAGUUAAGUUCAGGGAUGCAGGUGCGAUUAAUUGGAUGGACAUCAUAGUUGUGGCUCCUGCUGAUUACCUGCAAGUUUGUUUGGUGAACAAAGGGAUGGGAACUCCGUUUAUCUCUGGGCUGGAUUUGAGGCCACUGAAGAGUACUCUUUACCCAGAGGCAAAUGCUAGUCAAUCCCUGGUGCUGACCAAUGCCAAUCGGUUUAACAUGGGGCCCACAGACAAGUCUGUAGUUCGGUACCCAUUGGAUCCCCAUGAUCGUAUCUGGUUGACAUAUGGUGCCAUCCCAACCUGGAACGAGGCAUCCGCUACAUCUGUUGUUCGGAAUUACCUUACUGAUCCCUAUGAUGUGCCAUCUGCCGUCAUGCAAAAUGCCGCAACACCUUCCAAUAGUUCAAUAAUUAAUUUCUCAUGGGAUCCAUCUGAUCACUCUGUGAAUAUCAGCUCCAGAUACUUCUUUGUUUUCUACUUUGCUGAGUUGCAGAGUGUAGCGAGCAAUGAACUGCGGCAGUUUGAUAUCAUUGUCAAUAACAGCACAUGGAACAAAAAACCUUAUACUCCACCAUACCUAUUUGCUGAUUCCUUUUCUGGUAUGGUUCAGGGGCAAGCGCAGUAUAACAUCUCACUUGUUGCUACAAAGAACGCAACACUCCCACCUAUUCUCAAUGCCAUGGAGAUAUAUUUGGUGAAACUGAUAGAUGAAAUUGCAACAGACCCUGGAGAUGCUAGAGCCAUGAUCGCAAUCCAAGAAGCUUUUGGUGUGUGCAAAAAUUGGAUGGGUGACCCAUGUGCUCCAAAAGCUUUUGCAUGGGAAGGAUUGGACUGUACUGAUCCUCCAACUGGUAUUCCAAGAAUAACAGCAUUAAACUUGUCUUCAAGUGGGUUGGCCGGUCCCAUCACUACCUCUUUUGGAGAUCUGAAAGCACUCCAGUACCUGGAUUUGUCACACAAUAACUUGUCUGGCUCCAUUCCAAAUUAUCUUGGGCAGCUUCCAUUUCUAGUAUUUCUGGAUCUCUCCAGCAAUGAUCUUUCUGGAUCAAUUCCUUAUAGUCUUCUUCAAAAAUCCCAGAAUGGGACUCUAUCACUAAGGCUUGGUAACAAUUCAAAUUUAUUUGGGAACGGUACUAACUAUGGUUCAGGCCCAAAGAAAAUGGAUGGGGCACUUCUCUCUGCGAUAAUCAUUCCAAUAGUUGCUGCCAUUGCCUUAUUUGUUAUCUUCAUUGUUCUGCUGCUCCGAACACUCAAGGAAAAAGCUAGGAGAAGGGUUGCUGAUCCUAAAGAUGAAACAACAUUACUUGAGAACCGAGAAUUCUCUUACAGAGAACUGAAGCAUAUUACAAAUAACUUUAACCUAGAGAUUGGCAAAGGUGGGUUUGGAGCUGUCUUCCUUGGUUACUUGGAAAAUGGAAAGCCAGUCGCUGUGAAAAUACGGUCAGAGUCAUCUUCACAAGGGGGCAAAGAGUUUCUGGCUGAGGCUCAACAUUUGACAAGGAUACAUCACAAGAACUUGGUAUCCUUGAUUGGUUAUUGUAAGGACAAAAAUCAUUUUGCCCUUGUCUACGAGUACAUGCCUGAAGGGAACCUGCAGGAUCAUCUGAGAGACACUUCUACUCACAAACCGCUCACUUGGGAGCAACGCCUUCAAAUCGCCCUUGAUGCUGCUCAAGGUCUGGAGUACCUGCAUGUUGCAUGUAAACCAGCACUGAUUCACAGAGAUGUGAAGAGUAGGAACAUCCUCUUGACCACCGACCUUGGGGCUAAGAUUGCAGAUUUUGGUCUGACCAAGGCUUUCAGUGACUCAGAAACACAUAUCACCACUGAACCAGCUGGUACAAUGGGCUACUUAGAUCCUGAGUACUACCGCAGUUACCGGAUCAGCGAGAAGAGUGACGUUUACAGCUUUGGUGUCGUUCUCCUGGAGCUCAUGACAGGCCAUUCCCCGAUCGUCCCGAUAGACGAAAGUGUGAGCAUUCACAUUGGCGAGUGGGUGCAGCAAAACCUUGACCAAGGCAGCAUCGAGAGCAUCAUAGAUUCAAGCAUGGAAUGCGACUACGACAUCAACUCUGUCUGGAAAGUCGCCGACCUGGCGCUGCACUGCAAGCAAGAAGUCUCCAGGGAGCGGCCUACGAUGACGGAUGUGGUGGCACAGAUCAAGGAGAGUAUGGAGCUCAAGGCCCGCCGCCGCGAUCGGGAGCGGAGCUCGGCGUUGGCUGGUGGUCAUGGUCUGAGCUAUGCCGGUGAGAGGAAUGUGUUUGAGGUAGAACGAAACGUUGGGGAGAUAUCAGAGGCCUCUCUUGGUCCGGCAAUGAGAUAA
Messenger RNA from Miscanthus lutarioriparius, 3045 nucleotides. Lineage: Eukaryota; Viridiplantae; Streptophyta; Magnoliopsida; Poales; Poaceae. The record is from the annotation of a GenBank genome assembly.